Protopolystoma xenopodis is the source of this 312-nucleotide messenger RNA. Lineage: Eukaryota; Metazoa; Platyhelminthes; Monogenea; Polystomatidea; Polystomatidae. The record is from the annotation of a GenBank genome assembly.
AUGCUGUACAAGUGUGAGAGUUCCAAUUCUGAUGAUGCCCAUCUCACUAUGGACGAAAGCAUAGCCCAUUACGCCCGAAACGAGGAAGAAUGUCUCGUGAUCUGUGUCAGCCUGAACGCCGUAUUAAAUCCAAACGGCGACAGUAUAACAGGAAUCCUUCGUCAUCUGGUGAAAUCGACCUACGAAUCUCUUUAUAAUGAACUUUCCUACGAAAUGGCAGUCUCCUCUACAGCGUUGUCUCAAGUGAUUCAUCGAAACCCAAUUAUUUUUCGUAUAUUCAACGUACAUAUUGUUCUUAUAACUACAUCUUAG